Anarrhichthys ocellatus (wolf-eel) is the source of this 1526-nucleotide messenger RNA. Its product is annotated as protein PML-like. Gene Ontology annotation, cellular component: cytoplasm. Gene Ontology annotation, biological process: DNA catabolic process. Gene Ontology annotation, molecular function: 3'-5'-DNA exonuclease activity; nucleic acid binding. The record is from RefSeq and is a predicted model, not a curated record. The transcript has 2 exons. The coding region runs from base 307 to 1110 and encodes 267 amino acids. Lineage: Eukaryota; Metazoa; Chordata; Actinopteri; Perciformes; Anarhichadidae.
UUUUUGUUGGAAAAUAUGACUUUAAUUUGCUACAAUUUCACACUGCAGUUUAUAACUACGUGUGUGAUUACAACGUUAAUCUUUUUAGCGCGAGGCUGAACAUUUUUCUCUCCUUCUCUCUGUCAACAAAACUUUUAUUUUGAAAGUUCUUAUCUUCUUCUACGCGGGUGUUUAAAACCGCGGAGGGAAAAUCUCUACGGUGGUGUUUACCGACGCCUGUAUGUAGUUAGAUACGAUACUACCAGCGUCUCUAGUGUGUCUAUUUUACUAAACUUCACUGUGAAACGUUAUUGAAACUGUGGCGGGAUGAAAACAUCAGAUUCAGACGGAGAUGAAAAGUGUCAACAUCCGCUGGUUUUCUUUGACCUGGAGACAACUGGACUGUGCCAGAGUUGUGAUAUCGUCCAGCUGGCUGCAGUGAGCGGAGGCCACUCUCUCAACCUCUACGUCGUCCCUCGGUGUCGAAUGCAGCGUGGAGCCUCCAAAGUGACCGGCUUCAGGGUCCACAGACGGAGGCUGUACCUCCAUCGCCAACUUGUCCCCACCAACUCCCUGCGGGAGGUCCUGGUCUCCUUCGUAGCGUUCCUCCAGAUGCUCGGGCGCCCUCUUGUCCUCGGCCACAACAUCCGCCGCUUCGACUGUCCGCUGCUGGCCCGAGCUCUCGAUGAACUGGACCUCAGAGCGGAGUUCGAGUCGGCGGUCUCCGGCUGUGUCGACACUCUUCCGCUGGCUCGGGAGCUGCUGAAGGACCGCAGCCUCCAGAGCUUUCGACAGACAAACCUGGUCAGGGAGCUGCUGGGCGUGGACUACAAGGCCCAUGAUGCUCUGGAGGAUGUGCGGGCGUUACAGGCGCUGUAUAGUGCGCUUCAGCCCAAGGCAGAGGUGAUCUGCAGGCAUGGGUUUACUCUGGACACCAUGGAGAACAAACCUGCUGUCUCGAGUGUUAAAAAUAAAGGGCCCUGUGGGAGAACAGACAGACUGUUAAGGUCUCAGACGGCAAAGAAGAGAAGGCCACAAGGUAGAACAGAUGAACCCCACUGGGUGGCUCGAUGGCACAGAACGAGAGGGCUGCUGUUCUUCGUGUGCAGCGGAAGCUGUCAGAGCUUUUGAAAGGUGAUGGAGGUGUACAGAGACGAUGCAUGCACAUCUGGAUGAUGCAUGCACAUCUGGAAGUCAUGGUUGUUUGAUAAGUCUUCACUAUUUAUUUCUGGAACAACAGACGUCAGUUUGUGUGAUUUAUAAAUAGAGAAAAUGAAGAUGUCGCUGGGCAGAUGUUUCUCUUCCUCUCAUCAACGUGAGAAAAUAGUGAUGACUGUUUGAAAUUGUGCCUUGUGUAUAUAGUUUGGUUACUGAGGACAUGUUAUGCACUUUUAUCCUGAGUUUACUAAAGGUUUCAAUAAGAUCCACAGAAUAUUUUUAUUGGAGGUAAAUAAAUGUAUUGUAUUUCUACAGUGUGUCCCACAUUAUAUACUUCAUUGCUGGUUAGUGCUUCAUAAAUACUUGGAAUAUUUAAUCAAUCAAGAACA